Messenger RNA from Leptopilina heterotoma, 662 nucleotides. RefSeq lists its product as uncharacterized. The record is from RefSeq and is a predicted model, not a curated record. Lineage: Eukaryota; Metazoa; Arthropoda; Insecta; Hymenoptera; Figitidae. Bases 84 to 569 code for a protein of 161 amino acids. The transcript has 2 exons.
CAGUGUCUCUCAGACUUUCAAGGACCCUUGAACAUUAAUUAUCCUUUUUUAAAAUUGUAGUUUUUCCGCCAAAUCAAGGAAAAAUGUGGAUUCUACAAAUUUUUCUUAUGACUUUAAUUUUCUUUCAAUCAUUUUGUCAUGAAGUUGACAUUUUGACCUGUCCACACAGAAUGCAACCAUUUCCAGGAUUGGAACCAAACACAUGGGUUUGCGAUUGCAUUAAACCAUUCAUUUACCAUACCGAAACGAAUUCUUGUCAUGAAGCCUUCUUCCAAGGUCCAUGUGCAGAUAAUCAUUAUUUAGUGUUUCCCAAAGGAAAGUUAAAUGCAAAAUGUAAAGAAAAUCCUUGUCAUAAAUAUGCCGUUGUCCCCUUUAAUGGAAAGUGUGUACAACUUUUUGCGUAUGGCCCACAUUGUCCAGAUGAUUUCACUCAAUUACUUGUUAAUGAUAAUUAUGAGCUCUAUUGUGGUGUACCAAAAUCGUAUACCAUUAUAACGGCUCCUCCAAAAGCUUGUGAAAAAGGAAAUCGCAGAACGUCUAUAGGACUUUGUAAAAAGGUUCUGGAAUGAUUUUUGAUGUGGCCCAUAAACAAUUUAAUUUAUUAAAGUAUAAUUUCCAAGUUUAUUUAAUGUUUAUGUAAAGAAUAAUUAUUUUUUAAAUUA